Messenger RNA from Penicillium brevicompactum, 1056 nucleotides. RefSeq lists its product as uncharacterized. The transcript has 2 exons. The record is from RefSeq and is a predicted model, not a curated record. NCBI's taxonomy places the organism in Eukaryota, Fungi, Ascomycota, Eurotiomycetes, Eurotiales, Aspergillaceae. The coding region runs from base 1 to 1056 and encodes 351 amino acids.
AUGUCAGACUUAUACGCCCCUGGUUCUCCUCCAAUUUACUAUCAAUCACUUGCAAUAUUCUUUGGGUAUCUCGCCAUCGCUGCUGGGCUAAUCAUCAGCAUAAUCCGUUUGAUUGGCGCCCGGUUUCAGGCUCGCCAAAAGAAAAAUGAGUGGGCUUCACCCCAGCGACGCACACAAUUCUAUCUCUUCUCCAUUCUGUCAGCCUUGAGUCUUGGCUUUACCUGGUUUCAUAUGAUCUGUUUGUUCGUGUGGUCAUACCGUAAUUGGUUUUCGAGCCCAGACGGGCUGAUGUAUUCGGACGUAGACAUGCAUGUCAUCGUUAAAAUCGGCCUCUGGCUCAAGAAUACAUAUGUCUUCCAGGAAGCUUGGGAGACAGUUUCCGAGAAUGCAGCACGAUUUUGGUGGAGCGGGCAGAUCUUUGGCUGGACAAUCGGGUGGAGUAUCUUCCUUGGUAUCACCGGCCGGAGAUAUCGCAUCCCGCAUGUUUGGAUUUACAUGCUUAUUGCCCAGGCUGUCAGUGUAUCCUUUGCGGCGAAUCUCUUCUUUGCAGCCAUCACUGUGUCGCAAAAGCCCAACGAAAAGGAAGGUAUCUUUGCAUGGUCACCUGCGCUGGUAUACGAACUUCUCCCAGUCAUCUUCUCAAUCCUCGACACGGUGGCUGUCCCAAUCUUCGCGUAUAAGAAGGAAUUCAUGUGGAUCCUUUUGGCGCCCCACGCUAUGGUUUUUGUUCCCUGCGUAUUGCGUCCAAAUGCUACCAACUCAAAGGCACAUAUUACGAAAGUCCAGGGAGACCAAACGACCAAGCGAUAUGCUGUAUUCAUCGCUUGGAUUGCAGCCGCCUCCGUUGCUGUGCAGGCCUACUUGACUGCGUUGAUGUUGCAAGAGAUCGGUCCUGCGUUAUCGUAUGCUGAGGUGGCUCAGCAACUGCUGGAUACGGUCUAUGUUCACCCGGCAUGCAGUAGCGUGAGCUGGGAUGUCAUUUUCUGCACACUGAGUUCUUUUGCCUGGGCUAUUGUGCAUGGAUUUGACACGAACCUUAUGCUUGGGGGACAGUAA